CUAAACCUGCAUCUGCAAGCUUUGUGAGAGGCAUCGUUCACGGCCACUGGAGGUUACAGGAGUGGCAGUGGCAGCUGCUUGGAAAAGAGCCACAAGCUAAAACAAAAUCCUGAGCUUCUUCACGCCUGAGACCCCCAUCUUCAACCCAGGCCAGAGCACCAGGUUCUGGGAGAGAGGCACAUCAGGACUCGUGCGCCAGCCGGCAGGAAGUGGCAGGUUGUCCUGGCAACCCUGGACUGAGCCUUGCAGGCGGUGGUGAGCCCAUGAGUACUGGAAACGGCAAACCCGGCUGCCAACUUCCUCCCAUUCCAAGAGCGGCCUGUACUAGAGAGCUGGAGAAGGUUCCAGAGAACAGUGACUUGGGCAUGACCAAGGUGGACAGGAGAUUCAGUGCCAAGCACAGUGAUGUUCUAGAGUCCAGGGGUUCCUUGGCCAGCAGGUCAGCCUCUGAUGGAAGGACCAAUCUUUCAUCUUCUGAUGAAGUAGGUUGGAGAGUCACUGAGCCUCCGGGACCUCCUGGAGGGUUGAUUCACUCUGACACAGUGGCGGAGAUGGGUCAGAAGUCUUCCUCUUCCUCCUCCUCCUCCUCCUCCUCUUCCUCCGCAUGGCCUAGUCGCUCCUCUCAAGUUUCACUGCCUGUGUUCCAGAAGGAAAAAUACCCUGAGGAACUCAGCCUGCUUAAGUCACAGACAAAAGAUGGGCAGCGUCCUGAGUGGACAUUUUAUCCGAGGUUUAGCAGCAAUCUCCACACCUACCACGUUGGAAAGCAGUGCUUCUUCAGUGGGGUCUUCCGGGGCAACAGGAGGUCUGAGGCCGAGAGGACCCUGGACAAGAGCCUCGGGAAGAAGAAGUAUGAUAUUGAUCCCAGAAAUGGAAUCCCAAAGUUAACACCAGGGGAUAACCCAUACAUGUUCCCAGAGCAGAGUAAGGAGUUCUUCAAAGCAGGAGCAACUCUGCCACCAGUCAACUUUUCACUGGUUCCUUAUGAGAAAAAAUUUGAUACAUUUAUUCCACUGGAGCCUCUUCCUCAAAUCCCCAACUUGCCUUUCUGGGAGAAGGAGAAGGCCAACAACUUGAGGAAUGAGAUAAAAGAAGUCCAGGAGUUGGAUAACUGGCAGGCACCGCCACCCUUCCUACACAGUGUUUUCUUCUCUGGUGCUUUCAUCCUUCCAAGACAUCCCUGAGCAGAAACGAACCCCCAAGCAUGCACUGACUGACCUCCAGCCAGCCUCUGCCAUUGCUGGGUUUUUCCUACUCUUUGUUUUUGACAUUGUCUCUGUCCUAAACCAUUAAUUUGACUCUAAUGAGGAGUCAUUAUUAUUUGCUUUGUUUAACUCUCAACUGUGAAAACUUGGAAAAUGUACAGAGAAGUUGUACAAAUCAUAAAGUAGACAUCACCAUAUCUUUCAUCUAGAUUCUACCAUUGACAGCGUUUAUCCCAGAUCUUGCUCUCUCUCUCUCAUGUUUUUGGCCCACUUGUGAGCUAGUGAAACACAUAAUCCUUUCCACCUCAGCCCUCAUACCUCAAGCAUGUGUCUCUUAAGUGGUGGGUACUCUGCACCCAGUAUAUGCAAGUUUUAUUUAGCACUGACAGCAAUUACAGUUCACAUUUAUUCCGAAGAAUGCCUGAAGGUCAUUGCUAACAGGCAGACUCCUCAGACCGCUAUGACAAAAUACUAGAGACUGGGUAGUUUAUAAACAAAAGGAAUUCUUAAUUAUAGUUCUGGAGGCCCAGAAGUCCAAGUUUAAGAUGCUGGCGGAUUUGGUAUCUGGUAAGGCACUGCCUUCUUGCAACUUAAGGGAAAAGGUUUAUUUUGACUCACAGAGCCAGAGGGCUACAGUCAGCCAUAGUGGAGAAGACACAGCAGCAGGCAGGGAAGGCACUGAGGUAAAAGCAGGAGGAUGGCUGAUCACAUUGUAUCCACAGUACAAAUGUGAACAGGGUAUAAAGCUAGGAGGCCUGCUCCCAGGGACCCACUUCCUUCCCUGACGCCCCCCUCCUAAAGGACUAAUCCCCUCCUGAAAGCAUUACUUGAGACCAGAACAGCAUUACUUUUUACACGGACACUUGAUCACUUUUCACCUUUUGUUAUGCCAGGCACUGUCAAAAUCCUAUCAAGUUUGCUUGCUUGCUUUCUUCCAUUGACAGGGUUUCUCUGUGUAGCCCUGGCUGUCCUGGAAUUCAGAUAUUUGCCUGCCUCUGGGUGAUAGUGAUGCAAACCUCUAAUUAAUUUUCCACGUCUUUGUGUUGGAGACUAUAUUAGUUUCAUUUCUCAUUGUUGUAUCAGAUGAGAAGCAACUUAAGGUUUAUUUUGACUUACAGUUUGAAGUGAUAGCCUAUCAUGUCAGGAAAAGUAUGACAACAAUAAUAUGAAGCAGCUGGCCAUACUGUAUCUACAACU
Messenger RNA from Microtus ochrogaster (prairie vole), 2402 nucleotides. RefSeq names its product spermatogenesis associated serine rich 1 (gene Spats1). The coding region runs from base 264 to 1184 and encodes 306 amino acids. NCBI's taxonomy places the organism in Eukaryota, Metazoa, Chordata, Mammalia, Rodentia, Cricetidae. The record is from RefSeq and is a predicted model, not a curated record. The transcript is spliced from 9 exons.